Molecule: messenger RNA, 2118 nt
Organism: Patiria miniata (bat star)
Lineage: Eukaryota; Metazoa; Echinodermata; Asteroidea; Valvatida; Asterinidae
Exons: 2
Coding region: 1-2118 (705 amino acids)
Source: RefSeq, a predicted model, not a curated record
AUGGACAAAGAGCGGGUUCGCAAGAAAACUAACUAUGUUCCUAUGGCAGAGAGGAGUGAGCGACAACAGAGGAUAACAAGAAGAAGUUGGCGAAGGAGUACAAAGAAAUAUCGUGAUGCCAAGAAAGAUGUCCAUGACGUGCUUCCAGACAGUCCUCCAUCAACACCAGAGGUCCCUAAUGCUGCAAAUCUGCCUCCACCAACUCCAAGACGACUAGUUGAUCGGAGGACUGACAGAGGCCGUAAGAAGGUCAAGAGAGAUCGAGCGAAAGCCUACAGACAAGUAGAAGCCUCAAAGAGAAAAUUAAAGCAACAAGUAAGACUGGUUGCGAGGUGGAAGAAGAGGUACAGCAGGAUAAAAGAACAGUUGCUUGAGAUGGGAGAUUCGCCACGCUCGAAAACAAGGAAGCUCCUAAGACAUUGUGUAGUGGACAGAGAUGUCACAAAAGAACUUGUCUUUCACCAUGUUCUCCUUGAUGAAUUGCGUGAAAAGUAUCGGCAGAACAACAUGCUUCGAGAUAAGCAGAAGAUAAGACGAGUCGCCGCAAGCAACAUAGUAAAGAAAUACAGGAUGGUCAAACGCUUGUCAUCGACGCUUGGCGUUAAUGCUCAUCGCCUUAUCCGGAAGGAUAUGGGCAAAAACCUGAACUAUGCAAGGGUCCAGAGAAGCGACAGGGUGAACGACGAAACAAAGCAGUUGCUAAACGACUUCUUUGAACGCGAUGACAACAGCCGACAGAUGCCAGGCAAGAAAGACACAAUCACGAGACACAAGGUAAAGAAGCAGAAACGGCUGUUAAAUGACAGCCUGACAGUGCUUCAUGCGAAGUUCUUGUAUGAAAAUUCAACAAUGACAAUGCAUUACUCGUUCUGUAGGCUUAGGCCCUGGUGGGUAGUGAAACCAACGCUCAGCGACCUGGACUCUUGCAUGUGUAAGAGAUGCACCAACAUGGACCUUAUGAAUCAGAAACUAGCUGCGGAACGAAUUACAGCUACUGUUGAAGAAUCAAUGAAGUCGGCCGUUUGCGACACCCAUAACAAAGCAUGUAUGUAUGGAGAGUGUGAAGCAUGCAAGGGGAAACGAGUAAAUUUCCAGCUGCCUGCACAUGACAAGCAAGUUAAAUAUCAGCAGUGGGUUACAAAGGAAAAGCUGUAUGGUGAUGGAAAGUCAACCAAUGUUACUGUGAAAGAGACUUUCGAGAUUAGUCUUUCCUCACUGUGCGAGAAAUAUGAAGCUGAGCUGAAGCCUCGCUUUACAACCCAUCACUUCAACAUUUUUCAUCAGUAUGCAGAGCUGCGAAAAUUGAAGGCUAACCUGGAUGGAAAUUCUGUUGCAGUGCAUAUAGAUUUCUCUGAAAAUUAUGGCUGCAAAUACUCGGAGGAGAUCCAAAGUGUCCACUUUGGUGGAUCCCACCAACAGGCGUCAUUGCACACUGGAGUUUAUUAUACUUACGAUGGAUGCCAUGCAUUUUGCACCAUAUCGGCUUGUACUAGACACGAUCCCCCUGGGAUUUGGGGACAUCUUGUCCCAGUCUUGCGGGAAAUAAAACAACGAUACCCAGCCGUAACGACAGUGCACUUCAUUUCGGACGGGCCCACAACACAGUAUAGAAACAAAAAGAACUUCUGGCUGGGAUCGACGAUCCCAAAGACCAUGGGGUUUGAUAAAGUGACUUGGAACUUCAUGGAAGCAGGACAUGGGAAGGGGGCACCUGAUGGUGUAGGGGGUGUUUUGAAGAGAACUGCGGACUCGCUUGUGUCACAAGGAAAAGACAUCCCAACUGCACAUGAACUGUACGAGUCCCUCAAGCCAGUGACAAAUAUAAAUUUGAUUCUGUUGGAAGAGGAAGAAAUCAACAAGUUUGACGACAAACUACCAACAGACCUGAUCAGCGUCAACGGAACUAUGAAAGUACAUCAGGUCCUGUUCACCGAUGAUCCUGAGGUAGUUGACCAUCGAGAGCUUAGUUGCUUUUGCAAUGGCAUGCCCUGCUUCAAAACAACACAGGCGAGGUUAAGACGAACGGAGGAACGGACAACCAAGAAAAGGACCACCGAGGAAAGGACAACCGAGGAAAGGGCAACGGAGCAAAGGACAACCAAGGAGAGGACAACCUAG